This is a messenger RNA of Fraxinus pennsylvanica, 981 nucleotides long. The record is from the annotation of a GenBank genome assembly. NCBI's taxonomy places the organism in Eukaryota, Viridiplantae, Streptophyta, Magnoliopsida, Lamiales, Oleaceae.
AUGGCCAGAGGGUCGCUGAGGAAAAAAUCUUUGAAGCGAUCAUCGUACCUCGCUAAACCCAGUCACAAUUCGAUGGCGCGUUCUAUGCCGUCGUUUCCUCUGAGAAAGUUCUCUUUGGUCAUUGUAGCUAUUUCUAUUUUGUGCGUUUUUGUUGUACUAAGCAUUUCGUCUAACAUCCGGAGAGUGUUUGGAACAAAACCUACCUCGGAUCAAAUUUACGCUGUCGAAGUGGUCAAUGAGUUCCCCCACGAUCCUAAUGCCUUUACUCAGGGGCUAUUGUAUGCAGAAAACGAUACACUCUUUGAAUCAACCGGUCUUAAUGGGCGUUCAUCCAUUCGGAAAGUCGCUCUUCGGACAGGGAAGGUUGAGGCUAUUCACAAAAUGCAGAAUUCUUACUUUGGAGAGGGUUUGACUCUUAUCGGUGAAAGGUUGUUUCAAGUUACUUGGUUGGAGAAAACUGGUUUCAUAUAUGACCGAAAUAACUUAAGCAAAUUUAAGAAGUUCACUCACCAAAUGCAAGAUGGAUGGGGUUUGGCUACUGAUGAGAAAGUUAUAUUCGGAAGUGAUGGAACUUCAACCUUGUAUCAGAUUAACCCUCAAACAUUGAAAGUCAUUGAAGCACACACUGUCAAGUAUAAAGGAGACGAGGUUCACAACCUCAAUGAACUGGAGUAUGUGAACGGCGAAGUAUGGGCAAAUGUUUGGCAGACUGACUGCAUUGCUAGAAUAUCAAGUAAAGAUGGUGUGGUGAUUGGAUGGAUUCUCCUUCCUGAUUUGAGGAAAGGGUUGAUUGCAGCAGGUGAAAUGAGUAUCGAUGUCUUGAACGGCAUAGCAUGGGAUGAAAAAGGAAACCGUAUUUUCGUGACGGGAAAGCUUUGGCCUAAGCUAUAUGAGAUCAAGCUUCAUAAAAUGAAGACACCAUUUAAGGGAGAUAUUAAACGUCUUUGCAUGCCAAUGCCAGUCCAUUUCGGAAAAACAUAG